AUGAUACGUAUUGUAAGGUUUGGUGGAUCAAAUCGCAUUAUGAAGAUGAAUCGUCAUUCUAACUCUGAAUGUCCUUCGGAGGAUGUUGAACUCAGGACUAGAGUAUUUGUCAAGAUGAAAGUUGUUAGAAAAACGAAACUGGAAAAACGAGAAAUAAGACAAAAUGGAGCAGGCAUCUACCAAGGAAAAAUCAAUAAAGGCGGUCAGCCAAGACGUCGUCUUUCGGAUCAUCUCGAGACAAUUAAUCCUGCUCCAGUGCGAACUCGUAGAAGAAGCGUGUCUUUUGAUCCCGUCACCGUUUUAAAAACGGCCAUUCUCGAAAACGACUUUGCAACUACGGAAGACGUGUUGAUGUCGGGAAAAUUAAACAUAGAUUUACAAUUGGACGGCGUUUUGCCCGUUGUUCUAGCCGCAAGAGAAGGUUGUACAGAGUGUUUAGAUAUUCUUAUACAGAAUGGUGUGUCUAUUGACGUCCAAGAUAAACGUGGAUGUACUCCCCUCGAACUUGCUGUGCAAGGAGGUCAUUAUGAAUGUGCGCAAAUGCUUAUUGCAGCAGGGGCUAGCGAUAAUUCAAUACGGAAUGGAUAUUUUGACGAAGCAAUCGAGAAUGGAAGAUAUACGGACUUAGGUAGACGACGAUCGCGGACUUUUUAA
Xenia sp. Carnegie-2017 is the source of this 654-nucleotide messenger RNA. RefSeq names its product ankyrin repeat domain-containing protein 2-like. Bases 1 to 654 code for a protein of 217 amino acids. Gene Ontology annotation, molecular function: protein binding. The transcript is spliced from 2 exons. Lineage: Eukaryota; Metazoa; Cnidaria; Anthozoa; Malacalcyonacea; Xeniidae. The record is from RefSeq and is a predicted model, not a curated record.